CGGAGUUUUAAGUUUAACACACGCACAAAACCAGAGAUAAACAGGCCAAAACAAACUCCACCUGUUUUUUUCCUCAACUCCCUCCCUCCACUCUACGCCUCCCUUUUCUUUCUCUUCCCAAACACAAUUUAUCUUUCUGUACUCGAUCUCUCUCUCUCUUCCUGCUUUCCAUCCCGCCAUCCCUCCGCUCCCCGGCGAUCUACGCCCUUCCUCCGCCGCCGCUGACAUUGCCGCCGGCUAGGGUUUCGGUGUCUCCUGAUAUUCAUUCGUGUUCGUCGUAUGCUCGUCGGCCUUGCAGUUAGGGUUUCGGUUUCGGGAGGUUUCCAGAAUCGGAGCUCUCAUAACUGUCAGAUUCGGUCAGUGGUUGGGAGGACGAUAGUGAAUUAGGUUUACGGGAUUGAUAUCAGGAGAACUACGGGGAAGUUGAGUUGGCGAUUAGGUUGAUUUUAUUUUGGCGUAUUGGAUUUGGAAUCGGAGAGAGAGUCGAGUUCGAGUGUUCCGCGAUGCCGAGGAGUUCGCGGCACAAGUCGAGCAAGCACAGUUCGAAGGAUGCGAAGGAGAGGGACUACUCGGAUUCGGAGAAGGAUGCGAGUUUGAAGGAGCGGAAGUCGAAGGAGGAGAGCGGUUCCUCUAGGGUUUUGAAGGAGUCCGGAGAGAAGCGGAAAUUGGAUUCGAAGGAGAAUAAGGAUGGCGUUGGCUCUGGCAACGGGGAGUACGUGGAGGAAUAUUCUUCUUCCUCGAAGCGACGGAAGGACAGGGUGGAGGACGGUGGGAGCGAUAGGUGGAAUGGCGGUGAGGAUGGCAAGGGCGAUGUGUGCAAGAAGUCGAAGGAGAAGUUGAGUGAAUCGAAGAGCAGCAAGCGGCGGGAAGGGAGUUUGAAGAGAGAUGACAAUGUUGGAAACGGUGGUGGUGAGAACGAAGAGGUUGUUGGGAGAAGGAGCAGUGGGAAGAGUGAAGGGAAGCAUAAGGAGUCGAGUAGCAGAAAGGAUGGGGCUGAUAGGGACAAGGACAGAGAAAGGGAUAAGGACAGGGAUAGGGAGAGAGAUAGGGAGAGGAAGGGUAAAGAAUCGAGGAGCGAGAAGUUGAUUGAUGGCGAGGACUUGCGUUCUGGGAAGCAGGUCUUUGAAAAAACUGUGCUCAAAGCUCCGGACACAUUGCACGACCCAGAGCCUGAAAACAUACCUGAGAAACGCCCUAGGAGAAAGAGAGAUGGUUCUGGUGAUGGUGAUAAGUACCAGGAUGAUGUUACUAAGGAUGCAAGAUAUAGAGAUAAGAACCAUGAAGGUGAAACUAGGCAUCGAGAUGAGAAGCAAAGAGAUGAACGCCCUCCAAGAGAUCAUAUAAAUAGCAGGUCUAGUGAUAAGCACUCUAGGGAUGAGCAAGAUGGUACAGGUUCUCGGCACAAGAAAUCCAAGACCCAGGACAUUGAGUUCGACCGGGAUCGGGACAGUGAUUAUGAUCGUGACUGUGAGCAUGAUAUUGGCCGUGACCGUGGUUAUGAGCGAGGAAGGGAAAGUGACCGUCAUCGCGAGCGUGUUCGUGAUCGGGAAAAUGAUCGAGACCACGAUUGGGAGUGGGAAAGAGAUCGAGAACGUGACAAGGAUCGUGAGAGGGAGAGAGAUAGAGAUAGAGACCGGGACUAUGAUUCAUUUUAUGUUGAUGAUAGAAGAGAUAGGAACAGAGAAAGCAGGUCUAGGAAGAGGUCUCCUGAUGAUCUUGAUGAUGAUGUGAAAUUGAGAAGUAGUAGAGGAUCCUAUACAGAUGUGGAUAAUAAAUUUCCUAGUGGCAGUAGGAUUGAAGGAGAUGCUGACAGGGGAAGGUCCCAGUCACGUCAAUCACACCAUGAAAAUAACUUCAGUGGAAGUAGGAGGAGAGCUUCUCCAGUCAUCAGUUCUCAGGGUGCUGCAGAUGAAUAUAGGUUUGCCAAAGCAGAAGAUGUGAGGUACAGAGAUGAUGGGCCAGAGCAGAGGCCCAGAACAAAUAACUCGAGAGAUGCUAGUUUGUUUUCUGGAGGAUCGGACAGAUCUUCUAAGCUUAGAUCCUCCGAGAAACCUAUGAAAAUGGAUGAUGCCCACUCGGCGGAUUUGCCCUUGGAGAGGACCACUAGCUCCAAAGCUUCACCGAUGGGUCUAGUGGAAAGAUCUCCAACGUCGAAUAGCCUCGAGCGUAGAUAUAUGGGCAGAAAUAAUGUCAGAAGGAGCCUUGAGAUUGACGAGUCGGGAAGAAGGAACAGUGGGUCGAUGGGAGCUAGAGAUGUGCCUUCUAUUGAAGAAAGAUCAGUUCGGGAUUUGCCAAUGGAGAAAGAAGAUUCUAGUUUAAAUGGUUCUUCCUUUUACAAUAGAUCGAGUCAGCCCAAUUCCCUUUUGAAUCCUCCCCCAUCAUCUAUCAGGGGUGGGGUUAAUAGCCCUUCCUUUUUGGGUUCAUUUGAUGAUGAUGGUAGGCUCAGCACCAGCAGUGGUCGCUACAAGAGGACGGGCGAUCUCAACAUGGGACGAGGUCAAGUAAAUGCCUGGAGGGGUGCUCCAAAUUGGCCUUCACCUCUGCCUAAUGGAUUCAUCCCUUUUCAACAUGGACCUCAUCAUGGGGGGUUUCCGCCUAUGCUGUCUCCUUUUCCAAAUCCAUCUUUGUUUGUUAGACCCUCAAUGGAGCUAAGCCAUUCUGGUAUCCCUUAUCAUAUCACAGAUGCUGACAGGUUUUCUGGUCAUUUGCGCCCUCUGGGAUGGCAGAACAUGAUGGAUGGAUCCGGUUCUUCUCACUUACAUGGAUGGGAUGGCAGUAGCAAUGGUAUAUUUAGGGAUGAUGGCCAUAUGUUUGGUGGUCCAGAAUGGAACCAGAAUAGGCAUGCGAUGAAUGGUCAUGGAUGGGAUUCGAGUUCGGAUAUCUGGAAGGGACAAAACGGUGAUAUCACCACAGACUUGACCUCCAAGUCUUUGAAGGAGGACAACAAAGUUCAGGCUCCUGUUGAUGAUAACUCGGUUGUACUGGCAGCCGGUCAAAAGUUGAUGAAUGAGACUUCUGAAGAUGGUUCGAAGGCAAAAGCAGUUGAAAGUAAACCUCCUGCUGACUUAGCAGUCAAAGAAUCUUCUAAAUCUCACCUCAAGACAACUUCCCACCACAGGAUUGCUGCUGACCCUCCUAAAACUUCGAGUGAAGACCAUUUCAGUAAUUUUAUCAAUGCCUAUCUAUCUAAGGUGGACAUUUCUAGUGAACUUACUAGUUCGGAUCUGUAUAGUCGGUGUAUGGAAUUGUUGAAGGUUGAAGUCAAUGCAUCUGUUGAUGAAGAUGCUGACGUGCUAAUAAAUUUGAAGGAUGGUGCGAGGGCAGUGCCUAAAAAUUCCAGUGUCUUCUUCAGUAACGCGCUCUUUCCUGCUUCCAGUGACUCAAUAUUCAAGAGAGCGUUGGGCAUCUACACGAAGCAGAGAGCAACUGGUAUGCCAUGUAUACAAGGGGGAAUAAUUGAUGUUAUACAAGCAUCAUCUGAGCCGAAGGAGGAGCAGCAGCAGCAUUCCAUUACCCAUAAAGAUGGGGAGAAAGCCGAGGAACCUCUCACUUCCAACCUCGACAUAGAAAUGGCUGAUGCACCACCGGCCUUGAAUGUGGAACAAAAAGUACCUGUUGAUGACAUUUCGCUGGUUUCUACGGAGGUGGCCAAGAUAGAAGAGAUCAUUGCAACAACUCCUUCAGAAGAGGCGGUUCCUGUUUGUGCUGAUACCACUGCACGAAAUUUAGAGACUGUGGAUGAAGAGACUCCUCGUUCUGACGUGGAGGGGAAUAUUCCAUCGGAAUGCCUUGUUGGGUUGAAGGUUGAUGAAGAAGAAAGGUCGUCUGAUGCCCCAAUGUACGAGGACUCGGUACCGGAUAAUCCCCCUCGAAGAGGUUCCCUUUUGCCUACCGAUGGUCAGGAGGAGGGCGAUGAAGGUAAUAGCGGUAGCACAGAUAAAAAUGUCGAAGAAGAGAAGAUGGAGGUGAGAGAUGCGGAAUGCUCUGCAGGCGGCGGUUCAUUAGUUUUAGUGGAAGAUGAUGAUGGGUGUUCUUCCAGGGCAACUGAGGGAUUGAUGCCUGGGGGGACGAAUGAGUCUGAUGAGUCGCUUGGCGGCAGCAUUUCGACCUCAGGGCAGCUCCAGUUGACAGGUAAGGUCUCGGUUCAGUUGCACACUUGCACUGGUAUUAGGGAGUCCGGGCCUCCGUGCCCGGGUCUUGAAAUCGAGGGGCCCAUGGGCCAGGUCUUGAAAUUGAGAGGCCCAUUGGCCAGGUCGUGA
Messenger RNA from Linum tenue, 4259 nucleotides. Lineage: Eukaryota; Viridiplantae; Streptophyta; Magnoliopsida; Malpighiales; Linaceae. The record is from the annotation of a GenBank genome assembly.